Heterocephalus glaber (naked mole-rat) is the source of this 3806-nucleotide messenger RNA. RefSeq names its product MAX dimerization protein 4 (gene Mxd4). NCBI's taxonomy places the organism in Eukaryota, Metazoa, Chordata, Mammalia, Rodentia, Bathyergidae. The record is from RefSeq and is a predicted model, not a curated record. Gene Ontology annotation, biological process: regulation of transcription by RNA polymerase II. Gene Ontology annotation, molecular function: protein dimerization activity; DNA-binding transcription factor activity, RNA polymerase II-specific; RNA polymerase II cis-regulatory region sequence-specific DNA binding.
CUCCCUUAUGUGUCAAUUUGAGGGCCCGAGGCGGAGGGUGGCGGCCGAGCUCGGAGUCCGCGAAUUCGGGCAAGUGAGCCGCGGGGCGCGCGGGGCGGGCGGCAGCGGAGCCGGCCGGAGCGCACCGGGCAGCAGCCGCCUCCGUCCCGGGCGCAGGCAGCAAGCAGCAGGAUGGAGCUGAACUCCCUGCUGCUGUUGCUGGAGGCGGCCGAAUACCUGGAGCGCCGGGACCGAGAGGCCGAGCACGGCUACGCCUCGGUGCUGCCCUUCGACGGCGACUUCGCCAGGAAGAAAACAAAGGCAGCCGGCCUGGUGCGCAAGGCCCCGAACAACAGGUCUUCACACAACGAACUAGAAAAGCACAGGCCCCUGUCCACUGUCCUGUACCUUCCAAGAAGGUGUGCUAGAGUCUUGUACCGGGGCAGAUCAGUGUUGACCAGGAAGCCGCAAGGGUGGGACACCGCUCCAGGACCAAGGAAGCCGCAGAGGUGCAGGGCAACAGCUCUCUCCUGGCCUCUGCUCCUGCCUGAGACGAGCCAAGCUCAGACUCUACCUGGAGCAGCUGAAGCAGCUGGUGCCUCUGGGCCCAGACAGCACGCGCCACACCACACUGAGCCUCCUAAAGCGUGCCAAGAUGCACAUCAAGAAACUGGAGGAGCAGGAUCGCCGGGCACUGAGCAUCAAGGAGCAGCUGCAGCGGGAGCAUCGCUUCCUGAAGCGGCGCCUGGAGCAGCUGUCGGUGCAGAGCAUGGAGCGUGUGCGCACGGACAGCACCGGCUCCGCUGUCUCCACAGAUGACUCAGAGCAAGAGGUGGACAUAGAGGGCAUGGAGUUUGGCCCGGGUGAGCUGGACAGUGUUGGGAGCAGCAGUGAUGCCGAUGACCACUACAGCCUGCAGAGCAGCGGGUGCAGCGAUGGUGGCUACGGGCGCCCUUGCAGGCGGCCUGGCCGCCCCAGCCUCUUGUAGGCUCCUUGCCCUGUGCUUCCCGGCUGCCCACCCGCUCAGCCAGGUGUGGCAGCCCUCCAGUCCUCCCUCAGCUGAUGCCAGCCUCUCCUUGGCCCACUGCUGUGCCAUGCUGGAAGCUCCAGCUGCUGCCCGCCCAGGCUGCCAGCCUCUGUCCUCCCUGCCCUAUGGGCAGGGCCCCCCGCAGGGAGGCAGGGCCUGGCACCCACCACCUGGAGCCCAGCGUAGCCACCCACGUCUGUUCUCCGAUUCUUAAUCAUUCCAGAAGUAUUAAAUGUCAUUGCUGCAAACCUCAGCAGGCACCUCGUAAGGGGCUUCAUGACCACCUCGGGGAGCCCAGCUCCAAUGCCGGAUCCCAGGAGGAAGGAGUGGCCAGAGGAAGGAAGGAAAGUGCGCCUGGCAGUCGUCCUUGAAGCUCCUGAGGUGUAGACGGAGCAGAAGGUUCUGCGCCAGGCGGGACUUGGGUGAGCACGCUGGGGCACACGGGCAGAGAGGCUGAGUUGUCCCAUGCCAAGCUGGGCAGCUUCCACUGUGUUAGGACCAGCAGACGGGCACAUGCACCCAGGCUUGCAGCCAUGCACAUGCUCGCACGCGCAGACACGUGAGCACCCAGAGGACAGAUGUCCUGUGAGGCUGGCCUUCAGGGAUCACCAAGGCCAGUUCUGGCCCCAGCUCACCUGCACUGGCCCAGGUAGCUCUGCCCGGUCUGCACAGGAACUGGGCUUCUCUUCCCUGCAUAGUCUGAGAGUGGCUGGGCUGGCAGCUGAACCACUGGGCCCUUGGCUUUCUCAUCUCCAUUUCUCCUCUCUUUUCUUUGCCAUUUCUUUUUAAAUUUUUUGAAGUACUGGGGCUUGAACCCAGAACCUUCACACUGAGCUACAUCCCCAGCCCUUUAAAAAUUUCUCAUUUUGAGACAGGGUCUCACUAAGUUGCUAAGUUGCCCAGGGUGGGCUUGAACUUGGCAAUCCUUCUGCCUCAGCCUCCCAGAGUGCUGGGAUCACAGGCAUGUGCCACCACAGCCGGCUUCACCUCCCUUUCUUAAAAAAAAGAAGAAAAAAUAAAAGCCACACUGCCCAGCAAGGCAAGCUUCCUUGGAGGGACCUCCCCAGUUCUGCCCGUGGCAGCCUCAGCUGGCAGAGGCUUUUCCCAAAAAAACAAAACAGAGAAACAUUUUUUAAAAAGAGAAAAAAGCUCUAAAGACUCUCACCAAGAGACGUGAGUGUGCACGGCUCUAUUUCCUGUAUGAGACUUUUGUACUCUAUUUUCCUAGCUGUCAUUGUGUCCUUAUUUGCUGAGGGGUGGGAGCGACCCAGCGUCUCAGGGACCCGUCCUCUGUCACGUUGUCAUAGUGUGCCUUGUGUCCUGUCUCGCCUUGCCCACUGCCACCAGCAUGUCCCUCGAGGGACACAGGAUGUUCAGGCCUGCCAGGCAGGUGCCCUCUGCCCUCCCCUUGGGCAGCCGUCCCAGCAGCAAUGGCUUCCUGUGUGUGGGGCUGUCACCUGGCUCCCAGUGCGACCUCCCUAUAGUGGGAGGGUGUGGCGUGUGCAGCUGGGGACAACAGGUCUGCCUGCCAAUCUGUAACUCGACUCGAACCCUGCUUCAGGCUGGGGCAAGGGCUCCAGGAGUCUGACUUCGGCAGCUGAUGAGCACAGCGUUCUCUCUGGUUAUGCAGCCUUUCAGUCCUGAAGUCCUUGUCUCCACGGGCAGGGACCACACAGCAAUACUUGGGUGGUGGCCCUAGGGCUGGCACAUAGCAGCACCUGCCAUCCCCUCUGGUGCAUUUGUAACCAAUUUCCAAGUGGCAGGGAAAACUGUUUAUCUCCAGUCCCGUCCAUGGACCCCCAGGGCAGUGGCCUGUAGAGGCCAGAAGGGUUCCCUGGAAAUAGCUCUGGCAUGGAACCUGCCCUAUAGAGGCUGGAGGGUGGGGACAGCAGGAGGAGAGCAGGCCCGUGGUGAGGGUCGCUUCUGCAUCUCACCCCCUGCUUGGGGAUCAGCACCCAGGAAGGGGCUCUGUCUGCCAUGUGCCAGGAACCCAUGUCGUAGGGCCUGGAACUCCCGGGCCCCUGAGAGGCUGGAGUUCUCAAACCCUCAGCUCCCUUCUCUGUCCCCACUCCUCAACUCUGCCUCGCAGACUCCAGCCCCAGGUGGGGGAGCAGAGCAGCACCUUGGCCACCCUCCUGGCAGCUCUGCCUGUGCCUUUUCAGGCCAUGGCUCCCAUGUAGACUGGGGAGUUGGCCCCUUCAGCCACCCAGGGGUGCUCUCCACCUCCCCCACUAGCAGGGGUGGUGGGGUGUCCACAGGUGGGGGCUGGUGCUAAGCUCCACAUCCACACCUCUCUCCCCUGCACCGUCUUCUGCACAGGGAGGCCACUGCUCCAUCUGUGCCCUGCUCCUCUCCGGCCACGUGGUACUCAGGGCUUGGGCUGGGGUUCCCACCUUACAGGGGCAGCUCCUCGGCGACAGGCCCUACCACCCAGCUGGCCUAGGAGAUGGCAAGGUGCUUGUGGCCACAUUCCCAGACAGAGGGAGCCCCAUGCCAAACCAGCCCGAGGCUCAUGCUCCUAUCUGCCCCUACCAUCCCUGGCUCUGUAGGGGGUCAGCUGACUGGGCCCCCACUGCCUGCCCAGAGGAUCCUGACCAAGCCAGCAGGCUGCCUGGGUCUCCAUCCAGGGCAUCAGGGCAGGUUCCAUGCUAGAGUCUGGGGCCGCACAGGGAGCCCGGUGCUGGGUGGUGGGCACGGUAGAGACUGGAGCUGAGAGUGAACGGCCCCCACCGCCUCCUCCGGGUGGGGCUAUGCUGUGUCAUUCUGUCAUUGUAAUAUAAAUACAGAUUUUUAUACCUCA